Messenger RNA from Mycosarcoma maydis (corn smut), 1368 nucleotides. RefSeq lists its product as uncharacterized. The transcript has a single exon. Gene Ontology annotation, molecular function: acyltransferase activity, transferring groups other than amino-acyl groups. Lineage: Eukaryota; Fungi; Basidiomycota; Ustilaginomycetes; Ustilaginales. The record is from RefSeq and is a predicted model, not a curated record. The coding region runs from base 1 to 1368 and encodes 455 amino acids.
AUGCCACGGCGAAAAAUUGGCGCCGAUCUCAAGGAGGCGUUGUGUAAGCUGUACGAAGCGGGCGAUAUAAGCGCCGACACGAUCGAGAAACAUGGCAUCAUGUCGAGAGCCACCUUUUUCCGCAAUUUGAAAAUGUACAAGACAGGAGCAAGUCUCGAGCAAAGGUAUAGCACUGGUCGCAAGACCAACGCUGACAAGCUAAAACAGCAAGAGAGGCAACAGCUGGAUGCGCUUCAACCAGCACAUCUGUCGCAUCUCGAGCUGGUGUUGCUCCUGGAUGACGUAGAUAAGAGUGCUCAGGCAUCCACCGCUUUGCGCAAGAAAAGAAGAGGUAAAGAGGCGGCUGGCGGCUACAGGAAGAAAGAAGCUUCCAAGGUCUCCAAUAUCGACGACCCAACCCAUGAUCCGACACCCGCAGGUGAAGAUUCGGCUUCCGAAAGCGACGUCGAUGUGGACGAGCGCUCGUCCCUAGCGAACCAGCAAGCGCUCGAUCGCAUGGUUCGGGCCGCACGCUCCUUUAUUUCAACCAGCAACGGCGGCAGCUCCGCCGACAUCGACUCAUUGGCCAACCCUGAUGACAGUCACUAUUCCCACAGCAAUCGCGGUGGACUUUUCGUAGUAAGAUGCAGAGGAGACAACGAAAGUCGAGAUGGUGAUGCGAGCAUCGUUGCGGCAGCGGCACUUCGCUCGCUCAUCUGGACACCAGAGAUCUACCAAGCUCUGGGGCGCAGCUAUGCUAAUCGCAGUAUCGACAAGAUCUGCAAUCUUGCCCAAUUGCACGUCGAUCCAGCGUGGCGGCGAAAGGGCAUUGGUCGAUGGCUCGUCCGAGUUGCUGAGCUCAAAGCAUCCAAGCUAGGCUUCUCUCAGCUCUAUACGCAAUGUGACACCGACAAGAUAGAGUUGCUUUCCUUCUGGCGAGCCACUGGCUUGAAUGAGUUUACCCGCUUGAACCAUGUGGCUCGGCUGGAAAAAGCCAUCUUCAGCGCGGCCGCCGCGUCCUCCUCACCGCGCUUAGCGCAUUCAUUGUCUGUAACGGCCCGGAUGGAGCGAGGUGAUCAAGAGCCCAGCUCGCGUUCAAACUCCAAAAAGCGGCGCAUAGACACAACUGAUCUACGAGAUGGGUACCAACCGGACUCGAAUCCGCGUCCAGAUAUUCCGCAGGGAUUCCAAAUCGACCCCCAUAUUCCGUUGGAUCCGUCCUUGUCACUUUCAAGCCCAUCUCGGACGUCGGUCCAGGCAGCAGCAGCCGCAACAGUGGGUGCUUUGAACGAUGUCGCCUUUCCAGCCUCAUCGAAGCCAGCUUACCCCGCUUUGCCAGCAGCUCUCGGCGUGGAUCCAUCGACUUUCUCCGCGCAGCUAGACAGCUAG